Messenger RNA from Mytilus trossulus (common blue mussel), 996 nucleotides. Its product is annotated as zinc finger MYM-type protein 1-like. The record is from RefSeq and is a predicted model, not a curated record. NCBI's taxonomy places the organism in Eukaryota, Metazoa, Mollusca, Bivalvia, Mytilida, Mytilidae. The transcript has 2 exons. Bases 1 to 996 code for a protein of 331 amino acids.
AUGAAACACUUUAACCAUAGCAGUACUGGGUCAAUCCGUGAAAUGUUCUUGAGUAUAGGAGAUGUUAUAACAGAAGACUUAGUACAAGAAGUAAAUAUGGCUGAUAGUUUUGGGCUGAUGAUAGAUGAAGUAACUGAUAUUUCUUUGAUUGAACAGUUAUUUUGCUUUAUACAGUAUGUUGAUAGAGCUGGGUGCCCAACAAUUCAUUUUCUUUUUACAGCUGACCUUUUGAAGGAAUCAGAUUCGGCAGAUGCUGCAACAAUUGUAAAAGUAAUAAAAGAAAAGUUACUGAAUCUAGGGAUUGACAUAAGUAAGCUCAGAAGCCUAGCAAGAGAUGGGGCUUCUGUGAUGACUGGAAAAAAGAAUUGUGUGGCUGCACUGUUGAGAAAAGAACACCCAGGAAUUAUAAAUAUUUAUUGUAUCUGUCAUAAACUAGCACUCGCAUGUGCAGACACAAAGACAGAACUAAAAGAUAUUGAUCUGGCACAGCUGACUCUGAUACAAUUAUGGAAGUAUUUUCAAAACUCUCCGAAAAGAACUGCAGUUUACUUGAAAGUACAAGAAGGUACAAAAAAUCUCAAGCUGAAUGAAAGUUCCAGAAAAAUGGUUGCAAAGAGACUGAAAAAGGCAUGUACAACUCGCUGGCUUUCUUUUCAAACUGUUUUUGACAAUUAUGCUGCAGUUCUGCAAACCCUAAGUCAGUUAAGUGAGAAAGACACUGCAGCCUAUGGAUUGUUAAAGAGGAUGAAGAAAACAAGAUUUCUUGGAACACUUUACAUCUUAAAAUGCAUACUUCCACCCUUAUCAAAAUUAUCAAAGAUUUUUCAAACAGAGAGAACUGAUGCAGAAUUCAGAUAUUAUGGUGUAACAUCAUUAGACAGCUUAAUGGAUUCGUUCUAUCCUAACAUCGAAAAAGACGAGAAAAAUGAAAAAGUUACUGAAUGGAAUAAGAUCAAGUACAAUAUGCUAGAAUGGAAAAAAGAUGAUAAUAGAUAA